AUGAGCCGACGGCGCAGUAAUACGAGCUGGUCCUCUCCGCGGGGAGAUGCCACCAGCCCAUCCAUCCUAACGACAUGUUUGGUGUGCCGCGCUCGCAAGGUUAGAUGUUCUAAUGGUAGACCGUCUUGUGCUGGGUGCGCCCGGCUUGGCUGUGAAUGCGUGUAUCCCGAGCCGCCAAAGUACGCGCUCCAAUCUUCCAGCCAGAGCAACUCCGAAGUUCUAGAUAGUCUGAAUGAAAUCCUGAGGAGGCUACCGCCAGCCACAGAAUCAAGGCCCGAGGUACAGGUUGCUGGCUCCGCUUCCACCAGUUCACAUGCAUUUACAGCUAUGGGCCAUGUUUUUGAGUGGCCAAUAUUCGCUAUGAAUAAAUCAUCACAUGGUGUUGCUUUUGGCGUAUUAGGAACCAGUCAGAUGCAAGAAAUCAGUUGCGGAGCGAGUCCUGCUUUUGGAAUGCCCCGGCUGGAUGGCGAGGAAAUAUCUGCAUUGUUGACUAGGUUCUUGAGAAUGGUCCAUAUAAUGAACCCAAUCUUGGAUUGCACUACUCUGAUGAACUAUGGGAGGACCAUUGCUGAGCUUGGUCCACAGUGGGACUCUCAGACUUGUCUUGUGCUUGUUGCUGCGGCGUUAGGCGCAAUUGCCGAUCCAUUCAGUUCCUUCGCGGACACAGUAGAGACCCUUUCAAGCUCUUCAUCACGGCAAGACGGAGCCCAAUCUCGUCAAAGAGCGGAGUCGUAUUAUCAAUCCGCCAGAAGACGGUUUGGCCUGCUUGGCAUAAGUCUUACAGCAUGUCACUGCCAUUUAUUAUCCGGCAUAUACCUUUUGUAUACCUUACGUCCGAUAGAAGCUUGGAACGCGUUCUUUCAAGCUUCAUCUCUCUAUACCGUGUAUCUCAAAAGCCAAGCCGCGAUGCGCAUUACAAAUGAGCCAGACAGUGUUGAUAUGGAUAUGCUGCCCGACGAUCACGACUGUCAUGACGAGCUGAGGGAGUGCCUUGAGCAGCGACUGUAUUGGAGUUGCAUCAAAUCCGAAAGUGAAGUGUGCGCCGAAGUCGAAUUACCGAAAUCUGCUCUACAUACCAUGGACUACCCCUACCAAUUCCCUUCGCCUCCGACACCAAAGAGCGUGGACGGCUUAGACGACAGCCAAUACCAUGGUACAUCAGCAUCCUCCGCCACCACAAUUUUAUCAUCUUGUCCUCCCCCAGCUGAGAUUCAAGAUUUUAAAGAGCUUCAUGAGAGCUCAUGGUUCAACUAUCUCUCGGAGAUUUCACUCUCCCGGCUCUCGAAUAGCGUCGAUCAGGCGUUUUAUAUGACACCUUCAGCUUCUUGGACGAGCAUGAAUUUACUCGACAUGAUAACCAUGGCAUGUAGCUUUGAGGGGCAGAUAGAGCGAUGGCAAGACACCCUCCCUCAACCCAUUGCUUCUUGUUUUGACAAAUCAUUGGAUUUGUCCAUGGUCAGUGAGCUUCAACUAGCACCCUGGCUACGCUCGGCCAACAUAAAACUGCGCAUCUACCGCCCAUUCCUAUAUUGUCUUGCACACAGGAGAGACAAAUGCUGGCCGGUUGAUGAUGCCGUACGACAGCUGGCCCAAAAGGCGGUACUAUUAUGCCUCGACCCUUUGUUCAACUUUGGAUUGAGGCAUAGAGACGCUGGCAUGUGGUUCAGGUGUCGCGAGACAGCUUGUCGAGCACUGAUACUCAUCUGUGCAGGCAAAGUUGGGCUUUUGCAGAAGAUGGAUCUUGAGCGACACGCGCAAGAAACAUUGAAGGUGUGUCUUGCGCAUUUGCGGUAUUGGGAGACAGAGGCGGACGAUGUUAGAUUGGCCCGUCAGGCUCUUGAGAAGGCCAUUUCAUGA
Molecule: messenger RNA, 1857 nt
Organism: Trichoderma breve
Lineage: Eukaryota; Fungi; Ascomycota; Sordariomycetes; Hypocreales; Hypocreaceae
Product: fungal zn(2)-Cys(6) binuclear cluster domain-containing protein
Exons: 5
Coding region: 1-1857 (618 amino acids)
Biological process (GO): regulation of DNA-templated transcription
Molecular function (GO): DNA-binding transcription factor activity, RNA polymerase II-specific; zinc ion binding
Source: RefSeq, a predicted model, not a curated record